Messenger RNA from Cynoglossus semilaevis (tongue sole), 7095 nucleotides. It is a transcript of the gene pip4k2aa, whose product is annotated as phosphatidylinositol-5-phosphate 4-kinase, type II, alpha a. Gene Ontology annotation, molecular function: 1-phosphatidylinositol-5-phosphate 4-kinase activity; 1-phosphatidylinositol-4-phosphate 5-kinase activity. The transcript has 10 exons. The coding region runs from base 2092 to 3306 and encodes 404 amino acids. Lineage: Eukaryota; Metazoa; Chordata; Actinopteri; Pleuronectiformes; Cynoglossidae. The record is from RefSeq and is a predicted model, not a curated record. Gene Ontology annotation, biological process: phosphatidylinositol phosphate biosynthetic process. Gene Ontology annotation, cellular component: plasma membrane.
GGAAAAAACAAAACAAAAAAACAACUGCUGAUUGAUCGAGGAACAUACACAAACGCUGAAGCUCAUUUUACCCAAACACACACAAACACACGGUGGUCUUUACACACAUUCUUUUAUUCCACAACACUAUAAAUACACUGACUGAGUGACGCACUGAAGGCCACACACGGCCGACACAGCCCCCAACACUUACUGCACAAAUAGCUGCAUGAAAAUAUUUCUCUAAUUCCUGGCGGUGUCCACAGUGUAGGUCUUUCUUCUUGUGCUGUGAUAAACGUCGGUGGCCUUUCAUCUGAUGUUUGUGACUGAGUAACGCUCGUCUGAGAGCCCAUCUUCCCCCGCCUCUGUCCCUCAUAAAUCGCAUGAAAUACCCAGUACGGCCCUCUUUCCUCCAUUAACCCUCCCCAGUUUCUUCCACCCAGUCCAUCCCCCUCCCCAUUCUCUUCCUCCUGAACGAGUGAUCAAUUAAGGCGCUGUCCAGCACUGGAUGCGAGUCAGCACUUUCCCGGCUCCUCCUAUGCCCUCACUUUGUCAUUUUUCUCUUCUUUUUGGCCGUCGUGCCAGGCUCUGUCAACAGAGAGCCAGGGAGAGAACACAGCAGCCCAGAGGUGAUGGGGGGAAAUAGUGAGCAUUUGUUAUUUUCAAGAUGAGAAACUGUCUGUACAGGUGUGACUGCUCGGGUGUCAAAAUGUGCCGGGAGGAAUGCAUCCUACUGAAGAAGAUCCUUGACGGGGGAAGUGAAACCAGACAGAAAAUAGAGAGAGGUGUGGAGUUAAACUAUUUGUAGAACUUCCCCUACACAUUGUGUAGCAGCUUACAUUGACCACAACAGAGAGAGACACUGAGUCAGUAACUGAGUAAACGCCAUGACCAACGGAGUCUUGGGGCAAACACAAACACCAGUGAAUGCAAAUGUCUUAGGCCACGUCCAAGUUAAACAAAAGUGGAAUUCCGUGAUUUAGUUCUCUGUACGUUUUCUUAGCAGUAACAAUACGGUGGAUUUGACCUAUAAAACAAAACCAGGACAUAAAUACUCAACUGUCCAUCUGCAUCAAAGACAGAAUUCAGGACAGAUGGAGUACCAUCUGGAGCAGCAUCAACAGAGGCGCUGAAUCAAGACACCAAGCAUCAGCUAGCUUGAUUGUCGCUGUUACAUACAUGCUGUCAAUAGCUGGGUCCAGUAAUAGGAGGAAGGGAGGGAGGGGUUGCAGCGAAUCAGCGCUGCAGACCGAGCUCCGCGCUUACACUGUCACCUCCCCUCGGUCCAGCUGUCAUUUGACAGCGGCACACAUGAGCACCACUGUUAUUGCAGUGGUGAGUCUUUGGUACCUGUGUGAACAUACGUCUAAACACCGUUCAGUUCACGGACAUAACAGGAUACGCGGCUGUUUCUCCAGAGAGAGAACGAUCGGCGCAGUAGGUGUAGUGCGCAGCUAUUACUAGUUAGCAUCGUAGGCUAGCAGGGGUUUGAGCGGACUCGGUCGGUGGGCAGAGUGCGCAGGCGAAGGUCGGUGCGGACUAACGUUAGCUGGAUAUCCGGAGCCAUCAGCCCACCAUUUUUUUGCUCGAACGGUUCGGUUUAGAGCUGCGUGACGCCUCACCCGUUCUUUCUUGUGUCACUGCCCUGUGUGUUUUUUCGUUUUAUGUCGAUUUGGCUCACAUUUCUGUGCCGAUGUGUUGCUAGCCUAGCAAGCUAGCGGGCAAUGCUAACGGCAGCUAAGUGAUAGAGAGCUCAGAGCUCCAGGAGAGGGAAGGAAGGAAGAGAGGUGACUUAUGAUGUGGGCUGAGGGAGGCGACCAUCUCAAGAGGAGCAACUAUACUAACUUAUAACACAUAGCAGUGUUGUUUCUGCCCUCCACACCUUUUCUCAUCGUCAUUGAAACACAGCGUCCGCCUAGCUGCGCGGGGCGUUGGAUGAAGAAAAAGAACUGGGACGCUUUGAUUUCCGACCAGGCUAAAUGAAUAGUGUUGGGUGUUGCUGAGUCGUGAACCGGUGGCUGCUGUGCCAGUUUCAAGGAGGCAAGAGGGAUACCUAGAGCGGAUUAUCGGAUAUUAAAGGGACAGUCUUGCUUUCUUUCGUUACUGUUGAAGAUGGCUUCAGCAAGCAGCAUUGCCGCAUCCAUUGCGAGCAAAACGAAGACGAAGAAAAAGCACUUCGUGGCUCAAAAAGUGAAGCUGUUCCGUGCCAGCGACCCUCUGCUCAGCGUGCUUAUGUGGGGAGUCAACCACUCGAUAAACGAGUUAAGCCAUGUUCAGAUUCCCAUCAUGCUCAUGCCUGAUGACUUCAAGGCCUAUUCAAAGAUCAAAGUGGACAACCACCUCUUUAACAAGGAAAACAUGCCCAGCCAUUUCAAGUUUAAAGAGUACUGCCCCCUGGUGUUUCGAAACCUCAGAGAGAGGUUUGGCAUUGAUGAUCAGGACUUCUUGAAUUCUCUGACACGUAGUGCUCCGCUGAACAGUGAAGCCCAGGGACGAAGCGGUGCACGCUUCCACACUUCUUAUGACAAACGCUAUGUCAUUAAAACCAUCAGCAGUGAGGAUGUUGCAGAAAUGCACAACAUUUUGAAGAAAUAUCAUCAGUUCAUUGUGGAGUGCCAUGGUAACACGCUUCUGCCUCAGUUUCUGGGGAUGUACCGGCUGACUGUGGAUGGAGACGAGACAUACAUGAUAGUUACCCGCAAUGUUUUUUCCCACCGCCUUUCUGUCUACAAAAAAUAUGAUCUCAAGGGCUCCACUGUCGCAAGAGAAGCCAGCGACAAAGAGAAGGCAAAGGAGCUGCCCACCUACAAAGACAAUGACUUCAUCAAUGAUGGGCAGAAGAUCUAUAUUGAUGAUGAAAACAAGAAAAUGUUUCUGGAGAAGCUGAGGAAAGAUGUGGAGUUCCUGGCCCAGCUGAAACUCAUGGACUACAGUCUUCUGGUCGGAAUCCAUGACGUGGAGAGAUCUGAGCAAGAGGAGGUAGAGAGCGAGGAUAAUGAGUUGGAGGAUGAGGGGGAGAGUGACGGCGGGGGCAUUGGGACACCCCCGGACAGUCCCAGCAACACACUUGAUAGCACCAAGCCUCUGUCCCCCGGAGAGUUCGAUCCCUCUAUUGACGUCUACGCCAUUAAAAGCAAUGAGAGUGCUCCCCGGAAGGAGGUUUACUUCAUGGCUGUCAUAGAUAUCCUACAGCACUAUGAUGCCAAGAAGAAAGCCGCACAUGCUGCAAAGACCGUCAAACACGGGGCCGGAGCAGAAAUUUCCACAGUGAAUCCUGAGCAGUACUCAAAGAGGUUUUAUGAUUUUAUCAACACUAUCUUGUCAUAGCCUCCAGGAGCAACAGGGGCCACAGGGGCACCAGGAGGGAGGGAGGUAGAGAGAGAGGGAGGGAGGGAGAGAGGGCAAGAGAGGAGAAGUGACGGAGAGAAUAAUAGAAAAAAUAGAGGGGAUGAAAAAUUACCGGCAGCAAUAGUGUUGUACCUCUCCCACUUGUCCCUUCUCUUCUCCACUCCUCCUACUCUGCUCCACUCUGUCAGUGGAGUGCCACACUCUGCAGCUAAAAAGAGAAACAUCAUUCGUUUACAUUUAACCUCUCCUCUCAGUUUUCUUGAUGUGUUUCUUUGGAUGACAAGGGUGUUAAAAGCAUGUGUAUAAGUCAGUACUUUUACACUUUUUUUUUUUAAAACAAUUUUGUUUCUUUUGACUGUGGUUGUUUUUGCAGCAAUGUUUUUUUUAUUGCCUCUAAUGUUCAGCAGCCUGAAAUAUUUUUUAAUAAGUAGAUGUUUGUGUUUUAAUCGUGGUGUUCAGAAGCAGGUUGAGGAAGGUUUGAAAUUGUACAGAAUGUAAAAAAAAAAACAGAUUAGGACACAAGUCCCACUUUCAGGGAUAAAGUCGAGUGGAAUGAACAAAGAAAGGAACAACGUUGAGCCUCGCUUGAUGCAAUUGCUUUUUCUUCAGGAAGUAGAAGGCAGUCUUCCAAUAGGCCAACAGCCAGAAACUCUCCAUCCCUCCUCCUGAAAAAACAAACUUGUCUUAGUUCUUUCUCCUUAACUCACCUCCAGGCUCUUAUCCUCUCAUUUCUUCACCUGUACAGAUUAUAAAUAAUGAAAUGUUCAAUCCCACAUUUCUCUACGGCUGAGAUGAAUUCUUUUGUCGCAAUAAGUCGUCGCGCUUCUUUCCUGCACUUGCACCACAGAGUCUCUCCUGCACUGUCUUGAUCCUUGCUUUGUAGUGAUGCACAGCCACCUGAUGUGACUGAGGAAAAAAAAUAAGAAGAGGAAGAGGCUUCUGUUUAAUGUCAUUUUUGCUCUUAACAGAUUGAGGCAUUGUUCUUCUAGUCAUGAUUUCUGUUCCUGUGACUGAGUUGAGUAACUGUAUUUCUCGGUAAUGCUCCUCUGAUCGAAACAACAGCCGUAGCCUAGCACUUCCGUUGCCAUCAGCACCUUACUCAUAAAAUAUAAACAAAAAAGUUGCACUUUUACGUUGCUAAGAGGUUAAUGCUCUUGUUCCCUUAUGUGUUGUUCAACAAGGAAUUAAAGAACUGAUCUUUCUUAGAAUCAGAGUUUUAAACGCCACUUCUUAAAAGUCAGGCUUUUUGUACAUGGACAGUGAAUAUAUAUUGAAAGUUAUCCAGUCCUCGCAGAAGUCCUUUGUAGUGUCGUCACGUCCAUUUUUGGGUCCAGCAGUUGGGGCUGUCACUUUUUAUGUAGUGCUUGAUCAAUUGUUAGAAUGCAGAGGAGAAAAGGGUGACAAAUGUAUUUUGAAUCAAACAGAAAUUGAACAUCUUACAGUUUUUUAAAGAUAACUUUAAUGAAACUCCAUUUUAGACACUGUAAGAUCAUGUUGUGUUUGUAAGUUGGCUGUUUUCCUGGGAAAGUUGGGAAAUAAACAUUGAAUUUAUACAUACAGCAAUACUGGCUGAAAUUAUACAGUUUGCUCUUUUUGGUUUAGUACAAACUAAUAUGUUGUUAACUUGUUAGCAAGAAAGCAUUUCAGUCUUCCUCGGCCAACAAAUACAAUGGUAUAUUGGGGAGUUUUACCAGACCUAAAAUUAAACUGGACUUCUUUUUUUACCUUUGUGCUGCUCAAUUACCAUAAUAAUGCCUCUGUGCCUGCUUCUCUUUGACACGCUGCUUUAUCAGGCAGCUGUGGUGUAGAUUUUAAAAUCUUUGAAAUUCUACUGUGUUUUAGAGGAUCACUUUGACUUUUGUUCUUGGAAAAAGUGACAGCCCUACUUGUGCAUUCAGGGCAAACAAAAGACCGUUUACCUCCAGCAUCAGACCAACACACACCAGUGAUGGCGUACGGUGUGUUUGAGUCAGUGUUCAGAUUUUUUUUUUUUAUGAAGAGGAGUGAGAAAGAGAAAAAAAAAUACACAGGGAGGAGAGAGGUGAGGAAAAGUCUGUGCAGUUGUAAAGAUGUGUCAGCUGUUCAACACCAACAGCAUCAUUCUCUUCUCUGACCUCAGCUGUGAGUCUGUUACACGUUGUUGUUGUUGUUGUUGUUGUUGUUGUUGUUGACAUUUCUUAAAGGUGGUUUAUCUGUGUUUGAAUUUGGCAGUUUUACCUUGAUGUGGUUGUAUUUUUGUCUAUUUUUUUGUUUGUUUGUUUGUUUUUUGUAUAUUUUGCACAAGAGGAAAGGAACCAAAUGUUACGAAUCUGAUCCCCACUCGUUGAUCGUGGUCUUAACAAGGGAAAUGCAAUAUACUUGUGUGUGUGUGUGUGUGUGUGUGUGUGUGUGUGUCAGUCAGUGAGAGAUGUUGUGCGUGAGUAACGUUGUGUAUCACCUCUGGAUAACCAACUAAAAUGAGUUAAAUCGUCCUGUUUGACUGUCCUUACCCAUGCAAAAAGCUUCCAUUGCAAUAUGUUUGCGUAGAUAUCAUAGAUUAUAUUCACAUUUAUAUUUUUACAUUGGAUUUUACUCAUGAAAUUUAUUAUAUGUAUUUAAAAAAGGAGCCACGUGUGAGUGUGAGUAAUGAUGCUGUGGUAAAUGAAGAAUUGUGGUGCAUGUGUUUGUACAAAAAUUCAAAAAGAUUUGCAAACCACACGACUAAACUCUGUCGCCCCCUACUGUAAAAAGUGUCUCCACUUUUACCACAUUUGUGAGUGGUGUUUGACGUAAAGUUGUCCCCUUCAUGCUUUGGAUAGUGAUUUCUUCCCAUUGUAUACACUGUGCAAGAUGUGUGCCUUUAUACUCCAAAUAAUUUAAUUUUAUAUUUUGUAAUUUUUUUGAAACAAAACCAAUUUAAAGGUUUAUUUUAAUAAUGUUUUUUAACACAUUAUUUUCAUCCCUCCUUCCCCCCCACUUUUUUUCUUUAAUCCUGUUAAAAUUGUUUUUUGUUUUUGGGUGUUCUCAAAUUGUGGGCCAUUAUUGGGAUUGCGGGACUGGAUAGCAGCUUUAAUACUAGAUAAAACUGGGGCAUCAGUUCUUUUAAAUGUUAUCUUGCUUCCAUAGGUUGGGUAAAUUGAUUAGUGAUUUUUAAGACGGUGGUAAAAACAAGAUGUUCAUCACCUCUUGUGACACACAGACUCUAGUGGAACAGAUCCACAUUAAAAUUCUGGAGUGGGGUCUGUUUGCACAGUUGCAGUUACUUAGAGCAGAUUAGUUUCACAAAAUCAGAAUCCAGAGCCUAACUAAAUCAUCACAUAAAACAUCUUAUUUAGUUCCUAAUGGUAAGCUGCAGUACUGCAACCAGAAUACAGUUUUUGCAUAUGUAUUCAGUUAAUAUUAGAGCUACUGCAUCUGUAAUUUUUCAUUUUUUUGCAUUUAGCCCUAGUAGGAAAAAAAUGCUACCAGUGACUCCCAUCCUUUGAGAACCACCUGUCUUUCUUUAUUUCUAUUCUCCUGUGACUGAGGUCUUCUUUUCUCCCACUGUCCUAGCAUUGAUGAGGAAUAACUGUGGAGGCAUUGACAUUUCCUUAUUGUCCCCUGUUUCUUAAUGUGAUUUUGCUAUUCAGUGUUUGUCCAAAAUUUCACAGUGAUGUACACACUUUUUUUUUUCAUAAUGAUAUUCCAGAUGCUCUGGCUAAUUUAGCUUCAUUUUUUUUAAUAACAGGGACUCACUUAAUUAUUACAAGUCAUUGAUCAGGUAAUAUUUCAGUGGUUUUUUUUGUUGUU